Acanthamoeba castellanii str. Neff is the source of this 405-nucleotide messenger RNA. RefSeq names its product histone h3, putative. Gene Ontology annotation, molecular function: structural constituent of chromatin; DNA binding; protein heterodimerization activity. Lineage: Eukaryota; Discosea; Longamoebia; Acanthamoebidae. The coding region runs from base 1 to 405 and encodes 134 amino acids. Gene Ontology annotation, cellular component: nucleosome. The record is from RefSeq and is a predicted model, not a curated record. The transcript has 2 exons.
AUGGCCCGUACCAAGCAAACUGCCCGUAAGUCGACCGGUGGCAAGGCGCCCCGGAAGAUGGCCUCCAAGUCGGCAAAGAAGAGCGCCCUGGCCGGCGGCGUGAAGAAGCCGCACAGGUUCAGGCCCGGCACCGUGGCCCUCCGCGAGAUCAGGAAGUACCAGAAGUCGACCGACCUCCUCAUCCGAAAGGCUCCCUUCCAGCGCCUCGUGAGAGAGCUCGCCCAGGAUUUCAAGACUGAUCUGAGGUUCCAGGCUUCCGCCGUCGCUGCUCUUCAAGAGGCCGGUGAGGCUUACCUUGUGGGUCUGUUCGAGGACACCAACCUCUGCGCCAUUCACGCCAAGAGGGUCACGAUCAUGCCCAAAGACAUCCAGCUCGCACGCAGGAUCCGUGGUGAGCGCGCCUAA